UUGUUUAUCUACACGUUUGUUCGAUCGAGUGCUGUAUUCGUGCUUUAAACUAGCGAUUACAGAGUUUACGUGUAGCGAAGCUGCUGUGAACAUGGUUUACAAAUGUUGUGUGCCAAGGUGUCGUGGGAAUUACGGAACUGGACCGAAAGUAAUGUUUUCCUUUCCGAAAGAUGCGAAUCUGCGUUGGAAAUGGCUUUCAGCGAUUCAUCGGGACAAUUUCCAACCCACUGAGCACACGAAGGUUUGUGAACUUCAUUUCACCGAAUCUGACAUCUGCCGGCAUACGGAAUGUUAUGGUGAAGUGAAAGGCACAAAGCUUACUGUCAAGCUUUCAAGACCGAGGCUUAGAGAGGGUGCUGUCCCAUCAGUGUUAGCAGGCUGCCCAAGCUGUUUGUCUACUCCAUCCACCAGCUCUCGAGAAAGUGCAGAGGAAAGGAGAGCUAGAUUGGACAAUGAACAUCUUCUACAAGCAAUUAAAGACAGUAUAGUAACCAAAACAGAGUAUGAUUCGAGGAAGUUAUUUUCUACUUUUGAAGCAUUUCUGCAGUGCCUGGAAAGAGAAACCAUUCCCAGUGAAUGGACCAUUGUUAGGAGAAGUGACUGUGUCCUAUUUCUAUUGCUUACUGUAUUGCCUGCUCCAUCUGUGUCUGUAUCUGUUGUAGUGACAAAUGAUUUGCAGUUGUCUGCCUAUCGAAGUAACACUGAGAUAAGAAAGAUAGGCAGUAGAAAAAUACCACACAAACUUUCAAAUAUAAAUGAUUUGUUUACAGUAUUAGACAAAGUGAAGGAAUUAGUCAGUGCAAAAGAAAAUUCAUUAAAAAGCCAGUGCCUUCUUAUACAGGACAUUUUAAAUGACAUGUGCAGUUCUGUAGAUGAAGAAAAACAGAAACAAAUUCAAUUCUUAAGUGAGCAAGUUAAGUUGCUAUGUAGCUGUGAGGAAAACUAUAGGUUUAAUCCUCACUUUUCUGUAUUUUGUUGUAUCCUGCAUUCUAUCUCCUCAUGCCUAUAAAUUUUUGAGGUCAUCUGGCAAUCUUAUUCUUCCUCAUCCAAGAACUUUACAGAAAAUAUGUUCCUCAUAUACUAAUGGUCCUCAUAAUGAACAAAAUGAAGGUGCUAUGCUCCUGUAUAUUAAGGAAAGAUUUAAAUCUUUGCAGGAAAGUGAUUGUACCAUUUCUUUAAUGAUGGAUGAAAUUCAUAUUAAACCUUAUUUUGAUUACAAGGGAGGAAACAUUGUGGGGGCAGCAUUUGAUAGUGACAAGGCUGCUACUACAGCAUAUGUCUUUAUGAUACAAUCAUUGCUGUCUUCUUUUAAAGAAGUAGUGCAUGUCCUUCCAGUUAGAAACCUUAUAGCUGAACAGUUAUUUUUGUAUGUGAAGAAAAUAUUA
This is a messenger RNA of Schistocerca americana (American grasshopper), 1385 nucleotides long. RefSeq lists its product as uncharacterized. The record is from RefSeq and is a predicted model, not a curated record. Bases 92 to 1009 code for a protein of 305 amino acids. Lineage: Eukaryota; Metazoa; Arthropoda; Insecta; Orthoptera; Acrididae. The transcript is spliced from 2 exons.